This is a messenger RNA of Rhodofomes roseus, 399 nucleotides long. RefSeq lists its product as uncharacterized. The transcript has a single exon. The annotation marks the transcript as partial. The record is from RefSeq and is a predicted model, not a curated record. Lineage: Eukaryota; Fungi; Basidiomycota; Agaricomycetes; Polyporales; Fomitopsidaceae.
UGGUGGGCUCAAUUCAGACAGACAGUGAAUGAUAUCCUGUACAAAUCCAACAGACAUCAGUGCUCUGCAGGUGCAGGUGGCUGCAAGUUGGAUCAGAAAACAGGUAAAUUGCUCAAGGUCUGCAAGAGACGAUUCCCUCGUCCUGUGAGGCCGUGUACCAUACUUGACCCUAACAGUGGAGCAUUGCUCAUGAAACAGGGAGAAGCCCGGCUAAAUAGCUUCACCCCAGCACUGACAUAUAUCUUGCGAUGCAAUAGUGAUGUGACCAGUCUGCUCUCAGGGACUGCCAUCAAAGCUAUCACAGCCUAUGUCACAGACUACAUCACCAAAAUACCACUGAAGACCCACACAAUGUUCUCUGCAGUAAAGACUGUGUUUACACGCAACACAGAACUCCUC